Messenger RNA from Glarea lozoyensis ATCC 20868, 1746 nucleotides. RefSeq lists its product as uncharacterized. The record is from RefSeq and is a predicted model, not a curated record. Bases 1 to 1746 code for a protein of 581 amino acids. The transcript is spliced from 8 exons. Lineage: Eukaryota; Fungi; Ascomycota; Leotiomycetes; Helotiales; Helotiaceae. Gene Ontology annotation, molecular function: metallopeptidase activity.
AUGUUAUCUAUCUUAUUACUACUUCCAAGUGCUUCGGCAAUCGCCUUGCCAACAUCUCUACCCACAGCCACGGAUAUCCCGAGCUCUUUAAAUGAUUCGACUUUCGACCCAUCAUACUACUUGGAUGGUUAUGAGGGUUGUGAUGGUCCACAAGAGUUGGCAAUCAAAGAUGCGUUUACAGAAGCGAUUCAAUUGAUUGGUGGUACGGAAGUACCCGUCGAUGCAACUGGUUCGAUGAUCACCGAAUAUCCUGCCUUCGAAUGGACGUCGGCUGGGGCAAUCGAAUAUUUUGGUCCGGCAGAAAGAACCGAAGAAUAUCGGUACACAGUUAAAGGUAAUCUAGACAGAGCAGCUAAGGUUCAACAUACGUGGAGAUGGUUGCCUCCAUGGUCAAAGAAAAUGAGUGUUUCGUGCAACGACCCAGAACAGCGAUGCCCUGUCUGCCAAGAACCUGGUACCGUUAGCAAGGUUUACGCCUACAAUAUCGAUUUUGAAGCCCACGUAAACUUUUGCCCUCGAUUUUUCGGCCUUUCCACCUUGCAAGGGAAGAUGAACGAGAUGGCUGUAAAGCCACUGAGAGAACAAGGAUAUGUUUACUCUUACAUUAACAGAGGCUUAGUAUGGGCUCAUGAAUUGUUGCAUAUAGAUGCUAUUGGAAAAGGUACCGGAUUCGACCAUGUUUGGGAUGUGCCAGUACCCUACUACCACCCAGAUGUACCCUACGACCCAGUCAAUGGGAUACUUCAAACGGCCUAUGGUCCUUUGUUUACAAAAUGGCUUGCUCAAAGCGACUUAGUCCAAGAUUUUUAUGCCUCCAGUAACGCCGAAAAUUAUGCUAUGUUUUUCAUGGCCAACUUUGUCAACAGAAAAAGAAAAUUUUACCCAAGUUUACCUCAAGUGGCCAUCAAUCCAUUUAGAGAACCUAAAGAUGGCGAUUAUACAGGAGUACCCCCGAAGGAAGAACCUUCUGAACAAGUAGCGGGUUGUGUGCCGCCAAAGUUCAAGGUACCCAUAUUAGCACAGACAACUAUUACACCCACGGGUCCAACGAUGAGCCCGACAUCCCCACCAACAGAUCUUCCAAAACUCACAUCGCAAGCAUAUUGCACCGAGACCCUCCAAGAUGGCAAACUUAUUUUCCAUGAAAAGACAGUCGAUCCAUGCCCAUCCGCGCAACCAACACCACCGCCGCCACCACCAACACCGGCACCGAUAACAAAACGCCUCUUUGUCAUGUACGAAGAAUACAUGGACCAGAUUCUAGCAGAGAACCACUGGGACUUCUUCACCCGUCCAGGCGAUAACAACGAUAAAUGGGACCCAUGUAAAAGCAAACCGACACUGGAAGAGAAGAAGGCGCCUGAUGGCGAUAUCGAGAGCCCACCAACGCCCAAUGGUAGCUGGACCAUGAAGCUUUUUGAUGUCAGUGAUUGUGUCUAUUCGAAUGAUGGAAAUAGUAUGGGAACUCUGAAUUGUCCUGGAAUGGCGACGCCUGUCACAUGUGUGAAGGAGGAAGUCGCCCCAACGAUCCCUUGUGCGAAUGGUAAUUAUCUUUGUUUUCAAAAAGAAGUCCGCUUAUGUGGAGUUUCUCAAAGCUCGAGUCCUCCUCAAGUUGCGAAAAUGAUUUUCAGGCAAAAGAGAGAAAGCUGUAAACUUAUGAAGGAAUAUCUUAAAUCGAUUAUGUUAAAACUUCUAAGCAAUUGGACACCUCAGAAAGGUGAAAAAGUUGCCGAGGGAGGAGAAUAA